AUGACGAUCAUUGCAGGAUAUUUUGAGAUUUUGAAUAUCCUGCAAGGAUCCUAUAGGUCAGGAUACUGUCGAUCAGGCGGGUCCACAGUGGACGAUUGCCAGCCUUGCCCCCCUGGUCAUUACUGCGAUCAGAUAGGCUUGGCCGAGCCCAGCGGUCAGUGUGCUGCUGGCUACUACUGUCCUGGGGGACAGAGCACUGAUAGACCGUCACAACAUGUGUGUGGAGUUGGUCAUUUCUGCAAGGAGGGUAGCGUGAGAGAGAGAGCCUGUGCCCCAGGCAGCUACCAGCCUAGUGAGGGUCAGCACCGAUGUGAGGUGUGUCCUUCUGGCUUCUACUGUCUUGAAGAAGGAAGGACACACUUGGUUCCAUGCGGAAGAGGAUUCUAUUGUCCACGUGGAACAGCCAAUCAGCAUCCUUGUCCAUCCGGGACCUAUGGAAACUUAUCAGGAUUGGCUGACGAAUCGGAAUGCUCUUUGUGUGAACCGGGGAUGUACUGUAAAGGAACAGGGAGAAUUUACCCCAGUGGUCCAUGCAGUGCAGGGUUUGUGUGUUUUGGGGCCGCCUCUCAACCCUCCCCCUCAGACAACAUCACAGGCGCUCCAUGUCCUCCUGGAUUCCACUGUCCUGUUGGAAGCUCCGUACCAACGCCCUGCCCUAAAGGCACAUUCAGUGUCGUAGAUGUGUUCCAGGGUUCUACUGUGCAGAGCCAGGCCUUAAAGCAGUCACUGGAGCCUGUCUGCCAGAAGAGCAUGUUCCCACGCUUCUCUUAUUCCAAGUCCCUCAUGGGUACAUGCCUCUCUGAUGGCCUCAUGUUCACCAUUACCACUUCUGACACCAAAGUAGAGUUUUUGAAGGGUUGUACCGGCCAGGACACGAACCUGGGUCCAGCAACUGUCAAGCCAACACCUUAA
Messenger RNA from Oncorhynchus kisutch (coho salmon), 912 nucleotides. RefSeq names its product scavenger receptor class F member 1-like. The coding region runs from base 1 to 912 and encodes 303 amino acids. Lineage: Eukaryota; Metazoa; Chordata; Actinopteri; Salmoniformes; Salmonidae. The record is from RefSeq and is a predicted model, not a curated record. The transcript has 7 exons.